AUGUCCCUUGUCCUCAUCACCGGAGCUACCGGUUUUAUCGGCUCUCAAGUCGCUCUGCAGGUCCUGAACGCGGGAUACCGAGUCCGUCUCGUCGUCCGUCGGCCCAAUCAAGCCGACAAGCUGCGCCGAGUUCUCGCUCCCCACGACCAACUGGACUUCUCCGUUGUGCCCGACAUCACCGUUUCCGGGGCGUUUGAUGCUUCCCUGCAGGAUGUGAAGUAUAUCCUACACGUCGCGUCACCUCUACCUGGCGUUGCCGCGGAUCUUUUAACGCCUGCGGUUCGCGGCACGGUGUCGAUCCUGGAAUCCGCAGUCAAAGUUCCGUCGGUCAAGAAGGUCGUUAUCACGGCGAGUGUGCUGUCGUUGGCUCCGCUGGGUGGAAUGGGCAGCGUGGAUGUUAUUCGGGAAACAAACGAAAUCGACUACACCGUCGACCCUGAGAAGGUGUCCUCCCUGGCCCCAUUUGACCAGUAUCACGCGAGCAAGCUCGCUUCGUACAAAGCAACGCUGGACUUCGUGGCCGAACAUCGCCCCUCCUUCGACCUCGUCACGCUGCACCCCGUCUUCGUCUUCGGACGCAGCCUGAUCCAAGACUCCGCGACCGAGCUGGGCGGCUCGAACGGGAUGCUGUUUCAGAGUCUUGCCGCCGAGAAGCCGCUGAUGGGUCAGUAUAAGGGCGUUCAUGUACGGGAUGUUGCGGAUGCGCAUGUCAAGGCGCUGGAUGAAAGGAUCACGGGCUUUGAAUCGUAUUUGUUGGCGGCGGAGGGGAGCACCUGGGCUGAGGUGGCGGGGUUCGUGAAGAAGGAGUUUCCUGCUUUUCCGUUGCGGUUGAAAGACGCGCAGGAGAAAGAGAGCCCGUAUACUAUUGAUACUAGCAAGGCGAGGAGGGAGUUGGGAAUGGAGUUCCUAGGUAUGGAGGCGCAGGUUGGAGAUGUAGUGAGACAGCAGGUUGAGUUGUGGGGGAGAGCAUAG
This is a messenger RNA of Aspergillus affinis, 972 nucleotides long. Its product is annotated as putative oxidoreductase. Bases 1 to 972 code for a protein of 323 amino acids. Gene Ontology annotation, molecular function: oxidoreductase activity, acting on the CH-OH group of donors, NAD or NADP as acceptor. Lineage: Eukaryota; Fungi; Ascomycota; Eurotiomycetes; Eurotiales; Aspergillaceae. The record is from RefSeq and is a predicted model, not a curated record. The transcript has 2 exons.